Chenopodium quinoa (quinoa) is the source of this 923-nucleotide messenger RNA. Its product is annotated as probable NAD(P)H dehydrogenase (quinone) FQR1-like 3. Gene Ontology annotation, molecular function: FMN binding; NAD(P)H dehydrogenase (quinone) activity. The coding region runs from base 1 to 612 and encodes 203 amino acids. The record is from RefSeq and is a predicted model, not a curated record. NCBI's taxonomy places the organism in Eukaryota, Viridiplantae, Streptophyta, Magnoliopsida, Caryophyllales, Amaranthaceae. The transcript is spliced from 4 exons.
AUGUCUACUACCAAAGUCUACAUUGUGUUUUACUCUGUAUUUGGGCAUGUCGAAACUAUGGCUAGAGAAGUACACAGAGGAGCUAGCUCAGUUGAAGAUGUUGAAGCUUCAUUAUGGCUGGUGCCCGAGACACUUCCCCAAAGGAUAUUGGAAAAGAUGAAGGCUCCUCCAAGACCAAGUGAUGUUACAGAAAUCAAACCAGAAAACCUAGUGGAUGCAGAUGGGUUUCUUUUUGGAUUUCCCUCUCGAUUCGGAAUGAUGCCUUCUCAAUUUCUGGCCUUUUUUGAUUCCACACAUGACUUAUGGAAAUCUCAAUCACUUGCGGGUAAACCUGCUGGCAUCUUUUGGAGUACUGGAUUCUAUGGCGGAGGCCAGGAAAACUCUGCAUUCACAGCCGUGACUCAACUGUCUCAUCAUGGCAUGCUAUAUGUUCCUCUGGGAUACACCUUUGGGAAGGGCAUAUUUGAAAUGGAAGAGGUGAAGGGAGGCUCUUCAUAUGGUGCAGGAACAUUUGCAGGAGACGGAUCUCGUCAACCAUCGGAGCUGGAACUUCAGCAAGCAUUUUAUCAAGGUAAGUAUCUUGCCGAGGUUGCAAAGAAGCUCAAAAGUUAAACCCCUGUUUGUGCAACAUGCUCAUCAAUCAUCGUAAACGUAUAUAACAUCAUAACAUACCAAGUGUAAAAUUGGAAUUUUUUUCCAAAUCUGUAUUCUGUUGAAUUAUAUUUCUUGAAAAUAAAGAAUCAAAUCUUCAUUCUGAUGCAGUAUUAAAAAAACACUCUAUUAUUCUAUUCUAAGGGCAAUGUUGUUUACAUCAUCUUUUGUCCAAUGUGACGGGUAGAAACUCUUGUCCACUCUCCUAUGAUAAAAUGAGACAAUCUCAAGUACUACGUAUUUUUAUUCCAAAACUACAUUUGAAUUGUCUA